This is a messenger RNA of Yamadazyma tenuis ATCC 10573, 261 nucleotides long. The record is from RefSeq and is a predicted model, not a curated record. NCBI's taxonomy places the organism in Eukaryota, Fungi, Ascomycota, Pichiomycetes, Serinales, Debaryomycetaceae.
AUAAUAGUAGACGGUUAUGAAGGCACCAAGAUUUUGGGUUUAACUUGUCACAUUUCAAGAGAUUCCGCAAUUUUAAGAGCUUUAGCGUUUACUCUGUUGUCACCUUUGUUGUCGCCUAAAAACUAUGAGUUGCACUUGCCGACGACUCGAGACGAGGUGAUGAGACAUAUGUUCAGGAUUUACUCACAACUUGUACGACAGCCAAGAAAUGUAUUAUCAUUGCUAUUGGAGGUUCAAACCACUUUAAUUGCUAGAGGAUAG